UUAAUAUUUCAUUCACCCAGUUCGAAUUGUACGUUAGCGUUCGUGAUUUUGUCAAUGAUUUACAAUUGUGCGUGCAAAUUAAUUAUCUGGAGAAAAAUAGAAAUGAGAAAGCCUCCUUUACAGACUCUUUAACGUACGAAUUUUAGGGGAUACAGAAACGAAAUUCCUUAAAUUCGGCAACGAAAGCUAUACUCAUACAAAUAAAUUUAAAAGACAUAAUGCAAGAUGCUUUGCUUUUCUCUGAAUAAAAGUUUUUAGAGAGCGGCUUAAUAUGAUUACAUUACGUGGAAAACUGAAAAAGGAUAAUGAUAUAACAAAUUCAAAAAAUAACAAUAGACGAGUUUCAAUACGUGAUAAAUUAUUGAUCAAAGAGGUACAAGAAAUGGAACAGACGUUGCCAGUAACUUGUCAAGUCACGUUUAAAGAUCCACAUUGUCUACAUGAAUUUAUAUUGUUAAUUGUACCAGAUGAAGGAUAUUGGAUGGGUGGUCAUUUCUAUUUUCAAAUUUAUAUAACGGAGGAAUACAAUAUGGCGCCACCAAUAGUGAAGUGCUUAACAAAAUUAUGGCAUCCUAAUAUAAGUGAGGAUGGUGACGUAUGCCUUUCCAUUUUAAGACAAAGUAGCAUUGAUGGAUUAGGAUGGGCACCAACACGCAAAUUAAAAGAUGUUGUAUGGGGUUUAAAUUCUCUCUUCACUGAUCUCUUAAAUUUCGAUGAUCCUUUAAACAGAGAGGCAGCAGAUUUGUUUAUAAAGGACAAGGAAUCGUUUCGAAGUAAAGUUAAAGAUUAUGUAAUGCAAUAUGCAAAAAGAUGAUUUAUAUUGUAACAAUGCAAGACUAAUUAUGUACAUUUAUCGAAUUGGUUUCAUGUCUCUUUUUAGUAAAUGAGUGAAAAACUUGCUCAAAUGCUUUAGAUUAUAAUUUAAUUCAAUUUAAUAUUUUGCUAGUCUUCUUUUGCUUGAAAGAGAUUAUUGGUGUUUGAAUUUUAUCAUUAAAUUCUCGGAUUGUUAUAGAGAAGGAUUAUAUUCAUAUACAUUAAUUGUAAUCUAAAUAUAUUAUGUACGAAGAAAUUGUAAAUGUACGAAGAGGAUAAAAGUGCAUCACAUGUACAAUAAUGUUUUUUUCUCACUAUGAGACGUAAUAUAAUGUGAGAUGUAAUGUUCCAUUGGGACAUCUGUAAAUAAAAUGGGUGUUUAAUAAUCAAA
Camponotus floridanus (Florida carpenter ant) is the source of this 1204-nucleotide messenger RNA. Its product is annotated as NEDD8-conjugating enzyme UBE2F. Bases 272 to 814 code for a protein of 180 amino acids. The transcript is spliced from 5 exons. The record is from RefSeq and is a predicted model, not a curated record. NCBI's taxonomy places the organism in Eukaryota, Metazoa, Arthropoda, Insecta, Hymenoptera, Formicidae.